Molecule: messenger RNA, 2152 nt
Organism: Pleuronectes platessa (European plaice)
Lineage: Eukaryota; Metazoa; Chordata; Actinopteri; Pleuronectiformes; Pleuronectidae
Product: keratin, type II cytoskeletal 8
Exons: 9
Coding region: 90-1523 (477 amino acids)
Biological process (GO): intermediate filament organization; keratinization
Cellular component (GO): keratin filament
Molecular function (GO): structural constituent of skin epidermis
Source: RefSeq, a predicted model, not a curated record
CAGAGGCUGCAGUUAGACAUUCAGAGGGACUUGACUCACCUUUAGAAGCCUGCUCAUCUUCACUCUCUUGCCCAGCUCAAGAAUCGACAAUGUCUAUCUACAGACAGUCAGCAUCUCUCCAUGGCUACGGAGCCAGCAGCAGGAAGUCCACUGCCACACCAGGCGGCAGCAGCUACACCAUCUCGAAGAGAACCAGCUAUGGCGUUGGUUCGGCUCCGGGUGCUAACUUUAGUAGUGGCAGUGCUUUUGGCUAUGGUUCCAGCCAAGGUGGCAGUUAUGGUGGUGGUAUGAUCCAACCACAAAUCACCGCUGUCUCAGUCAACUCGAGCCUGCUGGCCCCACUGAACCUGGAGAUUGACCCCAACAUCCACAUCGUCCGCACCCAUGAGAAGGACCAGAUCAAGGGCCUGAACAACCGCUUCGCCUCCUUCAUCGACAAGGUCAGAUUCUUGGAGCAGCAGAACAAGAUGCUGGAGACCAAAUGGAGCCUCCUGCAGGACCAGACCACCACCCGCUCCAACAUCGACAGCAUGUUCGAGGCCUACAUCGCCAACCUGCGCAGACAGCUCGAUGGGCUGGGCAACGAGAAAGUCAAGCUGGAUGGAGAGCUCAAGAACAUGCAAGGCCUGGUUGAGGACUUCAAGAGAAAGUAUGAGGAUGAAAUCAACAAACGUGCAGGUGCAGAGAACGAGUUUGUGCUCCUGAAGAAGGAUGUCGAUGCUGCCUAUAUGAACAAGGUGGAGCUCGAGGCCAGGGCUGAUGCUCUUCAGGAUGAGAUCAACUUCCUCAGAGCUGUCUAUGAGGCUGAGCUUCGUGAGCUGCAGGGCCAGAUCAAGGACACCUCUGUCGUUGUGGAGAUGGACAACAGCCGUAACCUGGACAUGGACUCCAUUGUGGCUGAAGUGCGCGCUCAGUAUGAGGAUAUUGCCAACCGCAGCAGAGCUGAAGCAGAGGGCUGGUACAAACAGAAGUACGAGGAGAUGCAGUCGUCAGCCGGACAGUAUGGAGAUGACCUGCGCUCAACCAAGACUGAGAUCGCUGAGCUGAACCGCAUGAUCGCCCGUCUUCAGAAUGAGAUCGAGGCUGUCAAGGGACAGAGGGUAAACCUUGAAUCUCAGAUCGCAGAGGCCGAAGAACGUGGUGAGCUGGCAGUGAAGGACGCCAAGCUCCGCAUCAGGGACCUGGAGGAUGCUCUGCAGAGAGCCAAGCAGGACAUGGCCCGCCAGGUGCGUGAAUACCAGGAGCUGAUGAACGUCAAGCUGGCCCUGGACAUCGAAAUCGCCACCUACAGGAAACUGCUGGAAGGAGAGGAGGACAGAAUCAGCAGUGGAGGCGCCACCGCAACCGUUCGCAUGCAGCAAAGCUCUGCAGGACUCCAAAACUCCAGCAUGUCCGGUGGUUAUGGUGGUGGAUACGGCGGUAGUGGAUAUAGUGGUGGAUAUGGGGGUGGAUAUGGUGGAGGACAAGGCACCAUCACCAAGACAUCAACAUCAUCAACCAGCAGCAGCAGGAGAAUGUAUUAAAAAAGGAGAGUCGUCCCUCUUCCCCUUCAGAAACUUUUGACAUUCAUCAAGCUGUAGUCCUUCAGGGUGCUAAGCAAUACUGUUAAUAAUGUUUGACCAGUGGGUUGAAUAUCCCAAAAUUUGAAUUUCUUGAAUUACAUAUAAAAAUCAUAUUACACUGCCAUCAUGUGUUUUAAGGAUCGCUGGUUGUUCUUCUUACUAAGUACUUCAGCAUGAUUUAACAAGAGUUUCUGAAGGUACACGUUAAACACACAAGGCCUAGAUCAUUUAUCAAGAUGAAACUUGUUUUUUUACACGGGUGUUGAAACUAAGCAAGGAAACAGAGAACAGUGAAAGUCAGUGCUCUGUACUAUUCUGAUAUCAAUAAUAAGAGCAAGUAAUUGAGUAAUUCCAAUCACGACAGAAUAGGUGAAUUAUACAUUUGUGUGAGGUGACACGUUUGCAUUUAUACUUUGAAGUGUUUGGUCACUGGCUUAUUCCCUUUUACUGCUCUGUCAAAUGUUUCCCUGCUUGGUUUCUGCCUUUUCCUUGCCUUCAAGCCAAAACUAUGUUGAAACCGGAUUUGUUUUGUAAAAGCCUUCACGUCAGCAACAUGAAUCUGAAUAAAAUACAUCUGAGAACCCAAGAAA